UGAAUAACGAAUAUUUUUAACAAAAAUUUCUGUUUUAUUUUAUGUCAAUUUUGUAUUUAAGUGCAAAUAUGGGGUAUGCGAAAAUGUAUUUCUGACUGAACGUGUGAUGUUGCCGCUGCGACGAAUUCUUUUAGAGUAAGUCAUGAUACUGAUAGUCCUGGAAUGUGGCCUACUGAGCGUAACAGCAUGGCUGUUGUUGCGCUGGCGCAUUGUGAAGUCUUACUGGGCCAAGAGGAACGUGCCGCACAGUCCUCCGCACCCCAUCGUGGGCAGCCUUGACUUCCUCUUUAAGGAAAAUGCUGUAUUUUGGAUGAGAAAAAUUUACAAUGAAUUCAAGAGUCCAUAUGUGGGGGUAUGGCUGUUCUGGCGGCCAGCGCUGAUCAUCAACUGCCCAGAGCUGGCGCGGCGGGUGCUCGUCAAGGACGCUGACAACUUCAGAAACAAACUGAUAAGCUCUGGUAGGACUGAUCCUAUCGGACAACUGAAUUUGUUCACUGUAAAUGACCCUCUCUGGACAUCUCUAAGGCGUCGGCUCAACGUGAUCUUCACUGGAGCCAAGCUGAGAUCCGUUCACAAUAUCUAUUCCGACAAGGCCAAGGACUUGGUGACGCGCAUUGAGUCAGAUAACAGGCAGAAAAAACUUAUCAACUUAAGAUCCCUAUUUAGUGACUACACCACGGACGUGUUUGGAGACUCUGCGUUUGGAGUGAGCAGUACGGCCACCAUCACCGGAGACAGCCCUCUGAGAAGAGUCACCUCUGACUUCACCAAGUUCUCCAUGUUCCGCGGCCUAUCUUGGACCAGUAUUUUUUUCAUGCCAGAGCUGGUUGACUAUUUUGGAUUUUCGUUCUUCCCAAAAUCGACGAUUACUUACCUGAGAAAGGUGUUCAGAUCUGUGGUGCAGCAAAGGGAACAGAAUAGGAUGGACCAUGGAGAAAUCAGGGACAUGCUUGAUGUCCUGCUGAAGAUGAAACAGGAAGCCAAAAUUGAUGGGGAAGAGAUCAGCGAAGACCUGCUCCUAGCACAAGCUGCAAUAUUCCUGCAAGGAGGCUUCGACACGUCGGCUGUCAAUUUGACAUUUACCCUUUACGAGCUAGCACACCAGCCUUUAAUACAAGAGAAACUUUAUGCCGAGUUGUAUGAAGCACAGCAGAAGGCUAACGGAGACCUAGAUUCAACGAUUCUGGCUGAGCUGUCGUACCUGAAUGCCGUUCUUGAAGAGACCCUGAGGAAGUAUCCACCGCUAGGCUUUUUAGAUAGAAUCGCACUGAAGAACUACAAGAUCGAUGAUAACCUGACUAUUCCCGCGGGAACCCCCAUUUAUGUGAAUGCUGCAGGGCUGCAGAUGGAUCCUAACUUAUUCCCCGAACCUGAGAAGUUCAUCCCUGAGAGAUUCCUGCCGGAGCAUAACUCGGUAAAGCCCUACACUCACAUGCCGUUUGGAGAAGGACCUAGGCAUUGCAUAGGGAAGCGUUUCGCUUACCAGACCAUGAGGUACGGGCUAUCCAAAGUAUUGCUGAGCUUCGAAGUCCGUCCGCUGCCCAAUAGCCCGCUGCCAAACGACUGCCACAUCGAUGCCAGGAGCAUGCUCAUGAUGCCAGACGAAGUCAUGUCCGUCGAGUUCAUUAACAGAAAGGCGAAAACUGCUUAGAGUUAUAUUUAUAAAGUACUAGCUGACCCGACAGACGUUGUCCCGUCUUAACUAUGAAUUUGCAGCGCGCAUUCUGCCAAUCGCUGACAGUUAUUUCAAACAAGACAGUUAUAUAAAAUUAAUGUUUUAGUUGAGUUUUCUUAAAUUUUCUAAUUUUCUGCGCAGUUUUUUGAUUUUUUUCUUUCAUAAGAACCAUCUCCUGACAAUAACAAACUCAAAAAAAAACAAUAGUGAAAUCGUUCCAGCCGUUCACGCGUAAUGGCGUGACCAAGGGAAAUAGCGAUUCAUUUUUAUAUAUAUAGAUAAUUCAUCUGAGUAGGAUACGGUACCGCGUCGUUUCAUUUCAGUUAAGCAACUGCAUUGUUCAGCUUUGAGUUGUUUUGAUGUCAUUAAGAAUUAGGAGCGGCUUGUUUGUCCCUUCCUUUUAUAUUUAAUUUUAUAUGAGUAUUGUAUAAAUAUGAGGCCCCGGUCUCGCAUCUACAGAGUUUUGUAUUAUACUGUUGAUGUUCAGAACAAUUAGUGUAUCAAAUAGUAUACGUGUAUGUAAUGGUCACUUAUUGGUCGAAAUACAUAUGAGGAAUUUAAUAUAUGGAACACAUAUUAUUUUAAACAUAAAUUUUAUUAUUCUGCAAUCCUUCGAAAUAUAAACUUUAAUCGUUUCAAAUCUCACGCAUCACUUGCGGUUUACAAGCAUCGAUAUAUAAAUAUAUGUCAAUGGUUACAAGGUUUCUCUUCAUGUAUUAAUAGAUAGAUAACAAAAAAUAUAACAUUGUUGAUUGUUAUAA
Molecule: messenger RNA, 2436 nt
Organism: Manduca sexta (tobacco hornworm)
Lineage: Eukaryota; Metazoa; Arthropoda; Insecta; Lepidoptera; Sphingidae
Product: cytochrome P450 6k1-like
Exons: 10
Coding region: 143-1651 (502 amino acids)
Molecular function (GO): oxidoreductase activity, acting on paired donors, with incorporation or reduction of molecular oxygen; iron ion binding; heme binding
Source: RefSeq, a predicted model, not a curated record